UUAGGGGCAAGAACAACGCCUGACGUCGAUAGAGGCGUUCUUCAGAGUGCAAUUCUCGUACUGAAGGAAAGACUGCACCACACCGUGUCUGCGUAUACCUCCGCCAACAUGUUUGCGUUGAAAUCGAACUUGGAAAAGGAAAGAUUAGCAGCUCCGAUUGCUGCCGAAGAGAAAGAAUUUGAUGAUGAUUCGUUAUCGUCCAAUGAGUUUACGGCUCAAUCAAUGUAUGGCGAUUCAUUCUCUGUAUUAUGUGAACUGUUUGAAGCACAACAGCUUUGUGAUAUCCACCUUCGUAUAGGGAAAAAAUCCAUUAAGUGUCAUCGAAUAAUUUUAGCGAGUGCUAGUCCAUACUUCCGGGCAAUGUUGACACUAGAGAUGUCGGAAAGCCAUGCAUGCCUUAGUCAAGUUUAUGUAUACAUCAAAAAUUAA
Molecule: messenger RNA, 429 nt
Organism: Saccoglossus kowalevskii
Lineage: Eukaryota; Metazoa; Hemichordata; Enteropneusta; Harrimaniidae
Product: kelch-like protein 8
Molecular function (GO): protein binding
Source: RefSeq, a predicted model, not a curated record